Neurospora tetrasperma FGSC 2508 is the source of this 222-nucleotide messenger RNA. RefSeq lists its product as uncharacterized. The transcript has 2 exons. Bases 1 to 222 code for a protein of 73 amino acids. The record is from RefSeq and is a predicted model, not a curated record. NCBI's taxonomy places the organism in Eukaryota, Fungi, Ascomycota, Sordariomycetes, Sordariales, Sordariaceae.
AUGGACACCCGAACAGGGUUACAAUCCAUUACCUCUCCGGAAGGGCAGGUGCGCAGCGCAGCAGGGAUGGCCACCCGCGAAGCCAUCAAGGUCACUCCCCUCGGCGAGACCACUGGUGUACCUGAUCUGUGCGCUGUUGGGAACCUGCCCACGCCUCCCGGGGCCUCUAGUGUACUGGCCAACCACAAGUCCCCGUGCUGCGACUUUAUCAAAAGAGAGUGA